AUGACCAUAACUUGGGAUAGCAAGGCCGAUGCCAAGCUCAUGUCUGCAUUCACGCAGACGGGCUCGGUCGAUUACGAUGCAGUCGCCAAAUACAUGGGUGACGGCUGCACCGUGUCAGCUGUGAAGCACCGCAUCGCACGCCUUCGAGACAAAGCUGGUAUUUCCAAUCUUCGUGGUGGACGCAAGGCUCCUGGCACUCCAAAGAAGGGCGGAGCUGGCUCGAACGGUCCUGACGCUGGAACCUCCGCCGGCUCGUCCUCCAAGGACGGCAGCACCCAUUCUCUGACUGGAAUCAAGAAGAACGGCCCAGCAACCCCCACCGGACGCCGUAAGCGUGCUGGGUCCUUUGGACCCAUCCACGGUGGCCGUGGCAUGAAGUCUGAUUCAAAGGCCUCUGGGUCUGAGACCACCGAUGCCGAUGACGAGGAAACCCAGCGAGAGGAGGAGGGAGAGGCAUAUUUUGAAGGUUAA
Penicillium angulare is the source of this 471-nucleotide messenger RNA. RefSeq lists its product as uncharacterized. The transcript has 3 exons. Lineage: Eukaryota; Fungi; Ascomycota; Eurotiomycetes; Eurotiales; Aspergillaceae. Bases 1 to 471 code for a protein of 156 amino acids. The record is from RefSeq and is a predicted model, not a curated record.